Molecule: messenger RNA, 1443 nt
Organism: Endocarpon pusillum Z07020
Lineage: Eukaryota; Fungi; Ascomycota; Eurotiomycetes; Verrucariales; Verrucariaceae
Exons: 1
Coding region: 1-1443 (480 amino acids)
Source: RefSeq, a predicted model, not a curated record
AUGUCCGGGAAGAGCAAUCGAGGACAAGGAAAUGAUACACCAAGAGAAAGUUCUUCUACUGGGUUACCUGAGCUUCGCUUACCUGAUAGGAUUGCACGCCAGAGAGUUAGACAAGCAAGACAAGAUCCGGUCGCAGAGGCCCCUUCCGCUGCUCGGGUUAAAAGCCUCUUACCUGAAAGGACUACACUUGAGAGCAGCAGCGGGCAGGCAAGAGAAGUCGGAAGAAACACCUUUCUACCUCCACCUACUGGGCUUCCACCCGUAGGUGGCGCACCCGAAAGCAGCAGGCAAGCGGGAGGAGCUAGAGAAACCCCCUCUGCGAACCCAGCCAGCGAACACUUAUCUGCCCGGGGCGCAAACGGAAGCACUGGACAACCGCCAGCAGCCCUUGCAGCCAGAGGAGAUGCCGUAUCCGGAGGAAGUGCUCGAUCGAGCGGGACAUGGAUCGACGAGUAUGCUGAGCUCAUUCAUCGAGUGGCCAGUAACAUAGCCACCCCCGCUGACAUGGAUUUGUUCAACCAUAAGCUACUAAGUCGUGAGCUUGAAAUCUACCAAGAGCUUCGGCGGUGGGAAGUGCAAUAUCGUGAAGGAGGCCAAGUCGAAAAGGCUGACCGCCUACGCGGCUUAGUUGCCCGCGUCGUCCUUCAUAGUCGCUCACAACCCUCUGAUUUUCUCCCAAAAGAACGAGGCACGGACUAUCCUAACCAAACACCACAGAAGCCCGAAGCUAGCAAAGACGAGACAGAGGCAGUGGCAUUAGCCCGAGCGAUGGCAGAGACGAUCGAACGAGUCGCUUACGGCACGGCCUCGAAAGCUCAAAAGAGAGCGUUUGUCUACGACCUCCUGAUAAGCGAGGACCUCUUCGAGCGGGUAAGCAGAGUGCAGAACUUGCUUGCACAAGAGGCUACAAAGACCGACCAAGACAAGGCAAAGCGACUGGCGCAGGUACUGCAUAGCUGCAACGAGAGGUUGCUUAAGAUGCACCAGGAUGCUGCUGCUGCCACGGACAUGGCUAGUGGUCCAGGAUUGCUGGGUAGCAGUCUCUCUGGAGGGGGUGCGGCUGGUGCUUCGAGAGGCAGCGCGGAUGCUGAUGGGAGUGAACAAUUCGAGGAAAAUCCGGCAAGAGAAGAAGCCUCAGCCCCAAGACAGACCAGCACACUAAGCAAAAGAGCACAAACAUCAGUACCGCUGCAGCCCGGAGCGGCUUCGCAAAGAUCAGAAGAUGCAUUCGUCCGAGAACUGCGCAGACGGGCUUCUAUCCGCGAAGCAGCAGACGCCCAAAGGCUCCCAGCGGGGCUUGCAGACACACUUGAGCGGACAAGGCUAAAUGACCAACAACAAGGCGCGCGGGAGGGUACGCGGGCCAAGGGCUCGAGAGGACAGCCCAAGGCCUCAUGUUCAACAAAUCCGAAAAAGGCUAAGAAGGGUAGAUGUAAAAAGUAG